CACCGCCCCUCCUGCCUCCGACUGCCACAUCGACCCCUCAAUCAUCAUCACCCCAUCCGGUGGUUCUCUUCGUCCUCUGCCAACAAUCUGUCCUCUACAACUUCCCUUGGCAGUGAGACGAUCACACUCACAACAACAUCACCAUUAGCAUUGCCAGCCACAAUGGAUGACAAGGUCAAGCAACAUUAUCUGGCCGACUCGCCUCCCACGGUAGUCCGCCUAGAAGUCAAGUCACAUUUCGAAAACCUAAAAGAUGCGAAGCUGCGCAAAUACGCGCAUUAUAUGAGCCGCGCCGCAUUUGAAGGAACUCGAAUCACAUUGCGUCAGGUCUCACCAGAGUCAGAGCCCAUCUACGACCUCAUCGUCGAACUUCAUCGGACUUGCAAUGGAGAUUGGACCAGCCUUGCCCAGAAAGCCAAUGUCAGUAAUGAGAAUCUUCAAUACUUUUUAGAAUAUUCCGCCCAGUUUCUCGGCAACUGCGGCAAUUAUAAAGGCUUCGGCGACUCCAAAUUCAUCCCUCGUUUGCCUGUUGAGGCAUUUCGAGCUUUAGCUUCUACCACUCCCCAGACCGAAGCUGCCUUCAACCGGGCCAACAGUACAGGAGGUGGCAUUUAUGAGACAGAUGUACAGUCGCGCAUGCACUUGGGUUACGCUGAGGGUAAUCAUAUGACUACCUAUUAUCCUGAUUCGCCGACAAUCACAAAGGAAGAAAUCACAGCAGUUGGGGAUCUCCUGGAGCAGAAAGGGCUGCCCUUGGAGAAUACGCGACUGAGGAAAACAGAGACAGGAGAUUUCGAGCUUCUGAUCGCUUCCGGCGUUUCGUCCCCCCCAGCGCGGGACCGAGAUUUGGGCGACGUCGACAGCUUCGAACUUGAUGGAAAGUUCGAGGGUAAGAAGCUCCGCCUUGUUUUCGGUGACCAUCAGGAGGAAAUGGCAAAGAUUGCCCACUGUAUCAAGCAAGCUUCUCUGAAUGCUGCCAAUGAUAAUCAGAAGAGGAUGCUGGAUGCUUACGCUUUAUCAUUUGGUUCUGGCUCCAUUGAGGCAUUCAAAGAAAGCCAGCGCAUCUGGGUAAAGGAUCAAAAGCCAGCACUGGAAACCAAUUUGGGUUUCGUCGAGACCUACAGAGAUCCCCAUGGUGUGAGAGGAGAAUGGGAAGGUUUUGUUGCACUGGUCAAUUUGGAGCGGACUCGCGCUUUUGGAAGGCUGGUUGAUAGUGCUGAGGCCAUGAUUCCCAAAUUACCAUGGGGCAAAGAGUUUGAAAAGGAUAAGUUCCUCAGUCCAGACUUCACUUCCCUCGAGGUAUUGAGCUUCCAGUGCUCUGGUCUCCCAGCUGGUAUUAAUCUUCCCAACUAUGAUGAUAUUCGGCAGACCCUUGGUUUCAAGAAUGUUUCUCUCGGGAAUGUUCUGAGUGCUAAGGCUCCCAACGAGCCCAUCCCAUUCAUCACCCACAAAGACUUGAAAGUGUACAGCGAAAACCGCGAUGCUGCCUUCGAGGUUCAGGUUGGCAUUCAUGAGCUACUCGGUCAUGGAACAGGCAAGCUGCUGCAAGAGACGGCUCCUGGGAAAUUCAAUUUUGAUAUUUCCAAUCCUCCCGUCAGCCCGGUGACUACUAAGCCUGUCACAACUUGGUACAAACCUGGCCAAACCUGGGGCUCCGUCUUCGGGGCUGUCUCUUCGUCUUACGAGGAGUGCCGUGCAGAAUGCGUUGCAAUGGUGCUUAGCUGUGACUUCGACAUCUUGAAGCUCUUUGGGUUUGGCGACGGUCAAGUGGACCUUUCAAACGAGGCGGGUGAUGUACUCUUCGCGGGAUACUUGUCGAUGGCUCGAGCUGGUUUGGUUGCGCUUGAGUUCUGGGAUCCCAAAACUCAGAAGUGGGGGCAGGCUCACAUGCAGGCCCGUUACAGUAUCCUACGGACUUUCCUCAAUGCUGGCGACAACUUCGUCAAGCUUUCCUAUAGCAAACCAGAUCUCUCUGAUCUAGAGAUCCAUCUUGAUCGCUCGAAGAUACUAACACAUGGCCGACCGGCUGUGGAGAAGUAUCUGCAGAAGCUGCAUGUAUACAAGAGCACUGCGGAUUUUGAAUCAGGCAAGAGGCUCUAUGAUGAAAUCACAUCCGUCGAUGCGUGGUGGGGGAAUGAAGUUCGCGAGGUGGUGCUUAGGAAUAAGGUUCCCCGCAAGAUUUUCGUCCAAGCAAACACCAUCCUGAAUGGAGAUCAAGUGGUGCUCAAGGAGUACGAACCUUCCCUCGAGGGAAUCAUACAGAGCUUUGUCGAACGAGAUCUGGGUCCCCGCGACCGGCGACCACCGAGUGAAGCUCUUGCAAUCAUUUCAACGGCAACGACAAAAGCUAGGCGCUCAAUUUCCAAUUCUGCCACAGACCCCGUCACCUUGUCGCGGUUACCGGUCUUUUCUGGCUCGCCUCCCACGGCGCGGCCGCAUCAUCGAACGACGGACUCCUCAAGGAAGGAAGACCAGGACGAGGACGAUUCCUAUAUUGCACCGCCGCCCCACUCUCCCUGCUCGGAGGCUUCCUCAUCCAAUUUAUUCUCGUCAAACCCUCCCCCAUUCUCGUCUCUUGUUUUCAUAGCCGCGUCCGAUUACAAUCGCGCAAAGAAUACUGUCACGCCGUCCGGCUCCACUCUUGACCCAGCUCUCGUUCCUUCACCCGUCGACGGGCGUCUUCGAACCGAACCGUCCUCAGCAGUAGUUGCGGAAUCGAAGGAUUCAUUCCCCCGAGACUUUAAACCAGAUUCUCCGGGAAAAUCCGCGGAAGACGGCGAGCCUCCUCCACCAUAUACCGAAGGAUCAAGUCCACUCGAAUCUUUCACAUACGUCAUGGCCGCUGCAGGAGGCGCGUCGAGUAUUAUCACCCAGGUACAGCAGGCUGGGGGCCCGCCGAUUAAUACUCUAGGAGAUAUUGGUGGAGAUGAGCACAUUACUCUAGACCUUCGAGGCACUCGGUUUACGCUUUCCCGUGAUGAACUAUUGACCCUGCCGGAGUUUGUCCUUUUAUCACUAUUUCCAAACGGCCUCCUUCCUGAUGGACACAUGGGCACUUUCCACGAAGGUGAUAUCUACCCGGUUGAUUAUGAUCCGGCUUCUCUGCAGUAUAUGCUGGAUUUCUUCCGCUCGGUUGCCCAUUCAAUUCCGUCAUCUUCACCAUCUUCGACCUCCCAGGAUGUGGACGUGGCUCCCGAUUCUAUGCAAACCUCCGCCAGAGAUAUGCUCCAGGACCGGGCUGGCAUCAUCGUCUUGCGCGAAGACUUGGACUUUUACGCGAUACCUCCUCGUCCAGAUAUAGAUCAUACAGAGAUGAUAGAAGUCAAGCGCGCUGCUGCUAAAGCACUGCUCAAGCAAGAUGGAAUAUUCUCUGGUUUAAGAAAAAGCGACGAAGUAGGUUCAACGGAGCAACAUUUGAUUGAGAUGCUUACUGCAGGCGGAUUUGAUCGUGAUGAUCGAUGGGGCCACCGUGCUCCGGAGCCCAAUAAGGCAGUCAUUUGUAGCUUGGCUUUAGCCAAGCUUAGGACUGACAUUCGGAGUGAUUUGGAAAACAGCAAUGCAGUGGGCAUGGCUCAAAAGCUCCUUUUAUUUUGGAGGAAACCAGCAAGAAGAUGUUGGUGGGAAGGUGUUGAGCUGCAUGAUGUGGAGGGGGUGGACGGCAAGGUUAAGAUUUGGAUUCGAAGAGUGUGGACACUGGAGAUGAGCGUAAUUGGGCUCCGGUAGCCAGCCACGGAGAUGCUUUUAUUUUCGAGGUCCUGAGAAUUUUCAAGCAUUUGUUUUGAUUUGCCUUCGUCGUGCAUUGCAUUUUCUCUCGCGACGUGGUUAGUGCAUGUUAGAUCCACAACGUCACCGGCACUUUUCGCUUGCUGUUUUAAUUUCUUUACUUGUGGAACUGGUGAUGUGCUAUCACAAUGCAGCGCUGCUCGUUCACGGGCUGGCAGGCGAGGAUAAUGGUGUUUCCACUCCACAUUAGGUAAUUAUGUGUAGGAUCUCCCGAUAGUCUUCAGUAAUCUGCUGAGUUGGGUAUGUGGUCCUUUACUGGGAGAGUGGCAUUUCUAUGAGGAGCUGCAGAAUCAUGAAAGCCUGCAUUCGUCAAAGACAUAUUCUGAAUCCGAAACUAAUUUAUUUUUUC
This is a messenger RNA of Aspergillus homomorphus CBS 101889, 4132 nucleotides long. Its product is annotated as dipeptidyl peptidase 3. The transcript is spliced from 9 exons. Lineage: Eukaryota; Fungi; Ascomycota; Eurotiomycetes; Eurotiales; Aspergillaceae. The record is from RefSeq and is a predicted model, not a curated record. Gene Ontology annotation, cellular component: cytoplasm. Bases 163 to 3723 code for a protein of 1186 amino acids. Gene Ontology annotation, molecular function: dipeptidyl-peptidase activity.